This is a messenger RNA of Fulvia fulva, 480 nucleotides long. RefSeq names its product Efflux pump aflT. Lineage: Eukaryota; Fungi; Ascomycota; Dothideomycetes; Mycosphaerellales; Mycosphaerellaceae. Gene Ontology annotation, molecular function: transmembrane transporter activity. Gene Ontology annotation, biological process: transmembrane transport. The coding region runs from base 1 to 480 and encodes 159 amino acids. The transcript is spliced from 3 exons. The record is from RefSeq and is a predicted model, not a curated record.
AUGACCUGGACUGGUAUCAGACGUCGUAACGUUAGUUUGCUGGGCCUAUGCGCGCCGUUGCUCCUCUACGGACGUUUGUAUCUUCUCUAUUCAAUGAAGAAGCUUGACCUUUCAUCGUUCUUGAUCUUCGUCGUGGGAUCUAUCCUGACUGCAGCUUCUCUGGUCUCUGCCGUCUUUAUCCUGGGGAGGACUUUGACUGGCGUGGGAACUGCUGGGAUUAAUGCUGGUGUUAACAUCAUUAUGGCCCACUCCACUCCCUUGGAGAGAAGACCAGUAUACUUCGCCAUAUGUGGCGGCGUGGAAUGCGCCGCCCUCGCCUUCGGCCCAUUAAUCGCCGGAAGUAUCGCCGACUACACAACAUGGAGAGUCUGCUUCUACAUCGUCAUUCCACUCGCAGUCGUCGACAUCCUCAUUAUACUUUUCGGUACUCCCAACUCCGCGGACCUGAACAUUCUAAUCUUGACCAGAAAGAGAAGAUAG